This is a messenger RNA of Parasteatoda tepidariorum (common house spider), 3198 nucleotides long. The record is from RefSeq and is a predicted model, not a curated record. Lineage: Eukaryota; Metazoa; Arthropoda; Arachnida; Araneae; Theridiidae.
AUGGGGGUCUACAAGAAACGACACGAACGCCCUCCUCUGCCCAUCACCAUGGCAACAGGAAGGUGGCGUGGGAGGAUUCACGUCUUCAAUCUGUAUGGCAGUCUUCCCUGGAUGGUUCUGAGGAAGGGUAUGGCCACGGGCCGUCGAGAUAGCAGUCCGGGCCGUUUGGGCCUGGCACUUCCUUCCAUUUGGAGGAAAGUUCGUUAUCGGUGGAGUCCGAAUAAAGUGGACUUGGGAGCAUCCACCGGUUCGUUAUCAGAUGCUCUUAUUUAUCCAUGGACCUAUCAGCCGCCCGAUGGUAGGCCGAGAAGUUUAUCUUGUCAGCUACCUGGCCCACCUUUACAAUGGCAGUUAUUGGUGGAUGAUGACGGCAAUUCUUCGAAAUCCCCCGGUAAUUCUCCAAGAAAUAGCUUUAGUUCGACAGGAUCUGUAACUUCGCAGGCUUCCAGUAGCAAAGACAACAGGUCUGAGCAUGGAGGCAGUCGGGCUGGUCUGGUGAAGUUGGCGCGGUUUUUGACAACCAGAGAUAAAUCCGCCAAUGGAGGUGACAGGCAUGGAUCCGAUUCCUCUUUAGCACCUGACUCGUUAUCUAUUCGUAAAUCCAGCAGUAUAGACAGCUUGUUGGAAUCUUCGAGUUUGGACAUCGGUUCUCCUAAUGACGGUGUGCCUAGUUCUGGUGGUAAACCCAUACCAGUAUCGCCCAGUGUUCCAGCCAAGUUAGAAAAAGAGAUCUCCAAACAAGGAAAAAGUUCUCGCCAAAGUAGUUUGGAAAGACUUAUCGAUUCUGGUCCGCUCACAAAAGCGGAAAGGAAGAAGUUAGAAAAAUAUCGCAAGUUCAAUAUUGACUUUCAAGAACCUCCUGAUCCACCCUCGAGUGUUCAGUUGGAAGUAGUUGGCACAAGAUCCCUGAAAGUGAAAUUUACUCAACCACAAACUUCUCAACAGGAAGAGAGCAUUGUCACCAAAUAUAAAGUGGAAUGGAGCUGCUACGAGGAUUUCUCUCUGCUGUCCGGUUGCCGUGAAGUUACAGACGUUCAGAAGCUAGAGUUGAUGAUACCGGACCUCACCCAAGGAAGCACGUAUUUCGUGAGGGUCUCAGCCGGCAACGUCAAAGGAUUCAGUUCCUGGAAGAGCGCCUCUCCACUCUCCGCCACCCCCUCCUGUUGGCGUGACCUGGAGGGUAAAGUUCCUCGCUCUGCUGCAGGAGGACGUAACAGCAAAUUGGAGGACCUCUUUCACCAGAUCAUCAACUCGAGGCCUGGAAAUGCCAGCGAGAUUAAAGAUCUCUCUGAUACUCCGCAGCAGCAGAGAAGACAGGUGCGGAAAAGUAUAAAACACCUCUUCACUUCGGCACCCAAGUUUCAGAAAAAUAUGAAAAGGGGUGUAUUCCUAGCGUGUUUGUUGUAUCAUGAGGAUAGAAUGAUCGUGACAGCCGAAGACACACUUCCCAUUCUAGAAGUGGAUGAAACUUCACCUCUCAACACAGAUUUCCAUUGGAUCAUGAAAGUAGCAUGCAGCUCGUGGGAAGAUGUGAAAACUCUGAGACAAGACAUGGAAAAAAGUCAUUCAUCAUCAAAUCUUCAUUUUAGAAGCAAACUAUUGCAAGCCGCUGAGCAAAUGCAGGCUGCACUUGGACUACAAGAUCUCGGACAACUUUUCUACGUCCCACUCAAGGACUCUGAAGGCACAACAGUCUUAUGUACUGUGAAGCAUGUCCAGGAUCCCAAAUCCAUGGCGGCUUCCUUAUCUGUCAGAUGGUCACCUCUGCACAAAAUCCAGAGGAAGAGAGCCAACAACUCAGACAGUGUACACGACCUACUUCUGGACUCUCUCCAGGAGAUGAUUGUGUACAGUGAAGUAAGCAAUAAACCAUUACCGAAGGGCCUCUACGUCGGAUACAUGAAGCUAAAGAGCUCAGUUGAUGCUAUACGGGUAGUUGUGCCAAGAAUGACGCCAAAUGUCUUGCCCCAUGCCAAAAUCAGGGACAACCCGCACGUUUCAUGUGAGGAAUGGCAGUGGUUCAAAAGUCUCUCCUCGGGGAGUGGAAGUGGACCAAAUGAAGUCCAAAUGAAAUUCCAGAAAUUGCUUUCGGCAGCUACUAAGCAGUUGUUGACCGAGUUGGACAUUCCAGAAAAUGUGAUAGACUUCCACAGGUAUUAUGAUGUGGAGGUGAUCGAGCUAAGUGAGAAUGUGACUUUCAUCUUGGUGCUCCCACCAGUGGACAGUGUCUGUUCUGUUCCUGGUCAGUGUGAUGAAAUCACUUCUGACUGUAUCACCCUACCCAUACAAGUAUUUGAAAUGAUUCACAUGACAACAUACCAACCUAGUUUCAUUACAAGGUAUUCACGAUUGUCUUCCAUACUGGAAAUGGACAACAUGCUAGCUCAACACGCACACAGAGAAGCGUUUUCAUCUUCUGAACUGUCAGAAGCUAAAACACGCCUAAACCAGUUGCAAGAGUUCCAAACUCAAGUGGACAACAUGUGGAGGGCGAUUCGGUGGAUCAUGGAUGUCUUGACCUUUGCCAGGGACAAACAAGGUUCGAACGGCGUUUCUCUCAAGGACGUGUGGACGAAUGCCUGUUCUCCCGACAAUUCACCCAUGAUUUCCAACAAAGAGAUCAACAGAGCUUCUGUCAGAACAUCGGGAAAGCGACAAAUAAGACGAUGUUCGUCCACCUCUCGUCUGCCCAUCACUCAUGUAGUCUGCAACGGAGACUGUUUAAAAACAGCUCACAGUGCAGAGAGACUAUUUGAGAACAGAAGCAGCCUCCGCAGCUCGUACGCCGGUAGUCUCAAGUCGCUGUCCUCUGCCGACAUUGAAAUGAGUGGAAGACUUAAUACCGACUCGCGAGACGACGAGGACAGCGAAUCAGACAUCAUACGCGUGUACGCCGACUAUGAAACUGGACUGCCGAGUGGAUACAGUGUACUGCUGUACGUUACCCCCCAGACGACGGCGAGUGAUGUGGUGGUGUGUACAGUGAAGCAGCUGAAUACAGCUGUGAAAGUAAAAGGCAAGGAUGGACCUAUAUACGAUGACGGGGAAUGUCACAAUUUUUGCCUCGUUGCUACAGCCGGUGCUCGUGAAAGGUGUCUUAACGACGAUUUUCAGCCAAUGAAACUAACUGGACUGUGGCAAAAAGGCAAGCUAUAUGUGCGUCGUAAGGACAGCGUCAUGGAUAAUGGUAUUGAUUAA